AUGGGUUCCGCUGCUUCAAAACCCGCCAAGUCAGCUGCCGGUGCAGCUGCACGUCGUCAGUAUCCUAAACAGACGGUUCCUCCACCGCGGGGGCCCCGCAAAGCUGCGAAGGAAGCGAAAACAUCGCCUACACCCGCGCCUACUUCGGCACCCACACCCCAAGCCAAUCCCUCGCCUCAUCCCAAGCCUCAUCAAGCACGUGCACCUCCACCCCAAGGUCCAACAUACCAUUCCAAGGAGAAGGCAUCCAGUGUGAAAUCUGAUGCCAUUGAUAUGGAUGGCCGUGACCCCGACUUCGCUGCCUCCCUCCGCUCAAUCGGCCCUGUGAACCCAUCCCCCACAUUCUCAAAUUCCAGCACUGUCAAUCGCGCCGGCCCAAUGCAGACUGUUUUCCCACAAGCCUCCAAUCCGGCACUUCUUACCGUCACUUCUCGGCAACGUCUUACGGAGGCAGCGGACAAAGAAGCUGAGGACUUUGGUCGCGCAGGUCACCCGGGCCGAUCCUUCCUGGACGCCUUGACCAUUCAGCAGGUGCUGACCAUGCGGGAUAAGCAAGGCAUGCGCCGGGGAGAUAUCGAACGGUUCCUUGGAUUGAAGAAGGGUGUCUUGGAACGCCUAGGCAAGGACGAGAUUGUGUCGCGCAUUACAUGA
Molecule: messenger RNA, 651 nt
Organism: Penicillium paradoxum
Lineage: Eukaryota; Fungi; Ascomycota; Eurotiomycetes; Eurotiales; Aspergillaceae
Exons: 2
Coding region: 1-651 (216 amino acids)
Source: RefSeq, a predicted model, not a curated record